Nilaparvata lugens (brown planthopper) is the source of this 5613-nucleotide messenger RNA. Its product is annotated as centrosomal protein of 104 kDa. NCBI's taxonomy places the organism in Eukaryota, Metazoa, Arthropoda, Insecta, Hemiptera, Delphacidae. Gene Ontology annotation, cellular component: cilium. The transcript has 19 exons. The record is from RefSeq and is a predicted model, not a curated record.
GAUUUUCCGUAGCGGUACAGUCCGCGCAAGCAGUGGUUCAAACUCUGCAGUACGAUUUCCAGAUUGGAACAAGUAAAAGAACAUUCCAUCCCUUCACGACGUCUAGCCCAUUUACAUAAAAAUUGUGAUUUAUCGAAAAGUGUGAAUAAUUAUUAUUAGUGAAUAACAUUAGCCCAGUGAUUUAACCUAAAUAGUGUUGCUCAUUUUUUAGACCGACUGUACCCAUACCGAACAUGCCAUACUUGUGUAUCCGGGUUGCAUACUUUCUUGAAAUAAGGAGCUUUUUCAAGUCAUGUAUGGAAAUUUUCUAGAAUAACCAAUAUUAGUUACCCACAGUUUAGUACACAAUAUUCACGAAGCCGGCAGUUUAAAACAGCAUACUUUUGUUUCUAGUUACCUGUCUCAUGCAGUACCCUACUUCAUAGCAACUAAUUUCUGGCAAAUGAGUUGAAUGAAAAGUGAUAAAUUCUCAAAUAAGUUGAUACGAUGCCGAAAAAAAUCUGCUUCAAUGUUGUGUAUGCUACAGGCGAAGAGGAAAAAUACAGAGCCUCGGAGCUGGAUCGCCAUGGGCCAUCAGUGAAAGGCUGGCAGUCUUCAAGGGACUGCAGUUAUCCUCAAGAAUUGAUCCUCAAGCUUGCUACAUCUGCCACUCUUCAACAGAUUCAGAUUUUGGCUCAUCAAUUCCUUAUACCGGAAAGAAUUGAUCUGUGGAUUGGACCUGAUGAGCCUGGAGAAGAACCCAAUACCUUUCACUUUGAUUACAUGGGAUACAUAACAUUAAGUGACAACCUUAACACAGAAUAUAAGAGUAGAGAAUUGAAGUCAAUCACAGUUCCAGCAUUCUGUCCAACGCUCUAUGUCAAGCUGAGACUACAUCAAAAUCAUAGGAAUGCAUUAAAUGUUUAUAAUCAGGUAAGCCUAGUCGCUGUACAACUAAUUGGAGAGCCAGUGGAGUCAAGCGAACUACAAAACGAGAAUAGAACUGAUCAAUCGGCCAAUUACAGUUCAACGUGUGAUGACUUGGCUUUUGAGAUGUAUGUGGACAAAGAUGUUGCAACCAACAUCAGAAAACUUGAAAGCAGGAAAUUUGUAGCUGUCCAAGAGGAGAGAUUUGAGUAUGCAAGGAAACUAAAAACGGCCAUGACAGAGCUGCGUUUAGUGGGAGAACGUCUGGGCAAGCUGGAAAUCGGGAAGAAGCAGGCGAUUCAAAACGAAGACUAUGCCAGAGCGAAAAAGAAGAAAGCUCAAAUGGAUGAGUACAGAAAAGAAUCUUACUUGGCGUUAAAACUGAAAGAGCUUCUAGAGGAAGAUGGGAUAGCAUGUUUGCUUUCUUGCUACGAUUGGCCUCAGACCACUCCUGGAACUACUCAACAGCCUAACAGUGAUCAGUCAGCUGUUUGUCAAUCUAAUCAAACGAGAGACCAUCAACAGCAUUUGAAUAUAAGUGAUGGCAGAGUCUCGCCAGCUCUCUAUCAAAGUCCAGUGUCGCCUCUCCAUUAUAGAGCUGGCGCCUCUAGCCCUACUGGGCCUCAGACCACCCCUGGAACUACUCAACAGCCUAACAGUGAUCAGUCAGCUGUUUAUCAAUCUAAUCAAACGAGAGACCAUCAACAGCAUUUGAAUAUAAGUGAUGGCAGAGUCUCGCCAGCUCUCUAUCAAAGUCCAGUGUCGCCUCUCCAUUAUAGAGCUGGCGCCUCUAGCCCUACUGGGCCUCAGACCACCCCUGGAACUACUCAACAGCCUAACAGUGAUCAGUCAGCUGUUUAUCAAUCUAAUCAAACGAGAGACCAUCAACAGCAUUUGAAUAUAAGUGAUGGCAGAGUCUCGCCAGCUCUCUAUCAAAGUCCAGUGUCGCCUCUCCAUUAUAGAGCUGGCGCCUCUAGCCCUACUGGGCCUCAGACCACUCCUGGAACUACUCAACAGCCUAACAGUGAUCAGUCAGCUGUUUAUCAAUCUAAUCAAACGAGAGACAAUCAACAGCAUUUGAAUAUAAGUGAUGGCAGAGUCUCGCCAGCUCUCUAUCAAAGUCCAGUGUCGCCUCUCCAUUAUAGAGCUGGCGCCUCUAGCCCUACUGGCGAAACAAAUAAGUGCUCAGCCAACUAUAGCUCCUCAACCAGUGCGUGGUGGAUCACUGAGACGGCGCAACAAAUCUUCCGCCUAGGCAUGGCAACCGGUCCUGCCGCCCCCAGAAACAGUUACGAGGCUUACGACGAACGCCUGGUUCCGGCCCAUAGGAACUUGCAUGCUGACUCAACCCCAGCAGCCGCUGCAUCUUCCAUUUGUAAGCUGAACGAGCGAGAGAGAAAACAAGCCGUGUUGCCGAUUGAUGUGUUUGGCAUGGCGCUAGUCGAGAAAUUCUAUUCCAAACAAUACACUGACAAGGAGGAGGGAUUGAGGUGAUUUGCGUGCGUGAAACCACCGGAACACAUGGAAGUGCAUUCUCCAAACAAACUGGCAAGGGCCGCUAUAUUUCUGUUGCAUCGUGCCUUGAGGGACAAAGUGUUUCUAGUCUACUCUGUCGCCGCUGAGGUCAUUAGGUACUUCUUCAGCGAGUUUGUACCUGGAAGGGUAACAAUGGCUGAGGUGGCAAAGAGUGUAGAUAAAAUACUACCUGAAUUAAUAUUGAAGUCAGGAGAUACAACUCCUAGAAUUCAUAAUAUGGCAGUCCAUACCAUUCUCAGUAUGGCAGAUACACGUGAUGUUAGAAGUCUUCAUGUUAUACCUGUUCACUUGACAAGAGUUGUUACAUCGAGCACACACCCAAGACUGGCACAAUCCCGUCUAGAAAUGGCUGAACAAUUGAUAAUCAAUCAUGGAAUAUCUUCAGACCAAAACAGUGGAAUGGCUUGCCGAACCCUGGCAGAAUUUGGAGCAUCUGGACUGCAUCACCCGGCCGAAGCUGUGCGGAAGGUUGCUGAACGGGUCCUUCUCUUAGUUUACAAAGUCAAUCCGAGGCUAGUGAGGAAACAGUUACCACCAGAUGAUGAUAUUACUAGACGCAACCUACUGUACCGCAAUCUCAUGCAGCAGUUUGACAAAAUCGAUCAACAGCGAAAAGAAGAAUCAAGUUUUGCAACACCCUCCAGCAGUGAGAAGCCGAAACUAGUGCGCUCUGGUAGUGUGACUGGAACUACAGCUACGUCAGCGGCCUCAGCUUCAUCAGCAACAUCAGCAGCUCCACCGAUCCGAGUGGCGUCAACCGGCGACUUCGCGCAAAUAAUGCAGAGCACUGCAAAACCGGCCGCGAGCGACUCGUCGUCCUCAGAAAUUGCGUCACCAGCCGAGGACCAAGAUGGCGGAUGCAGCAAGCAAGAUGGCCGCCAACAGUGCAUCUUCUGUCUGGAGCGACGUGACGACUUCACCGAGGAAGGUCUCAAUAUACAUUACUGGAAGUCAUGCCCUAUGCUCACCCGGUGUCACCACUGUCAAGAAGUGGUCGAGAUAGCAUCUCUCAACCAACAUCUCAUAGAUGACUGCGAUAAGAGAAAGCACUACAUCAAGUGUGAGACCUGCGGUGACGCGGUUAUGACCGAUAAACGAGAGGAGCACACUUUGGGAGGCAGAUGCAUACGUGGGGGUGGGGGUGGAGCCAGAUGUCCACUGUGCAGAAGUGAAGUGGGAAGCGCAGAAGUGACUUGGUGGAGAGAACACUUGACAUCUGUGGAUAGACUCUGUCCCAACCACCCUAGGAGAGCUUAUGUGCGCUCGGCGCUCAGCCGUGGUCGUUCUCCAGAAAGCACAGAUUCUGCAAGACACUCGUCUCUAGGUCAGGCUACUUCUAUCUAUGGUUAUUGUUAAACAUUCCCCAGCUAUCAUCAGGCCAAAAAUUGAUCAAUUGCAUAUAAGUUUUAUUUAAUCUUCAACUAUUUUAUCCAAAUCUAUUAUAAAGGAAAACUGUAAACUAGUCCAGACCUGACUACAUUAGCUACAGAUUAUACUGAAAACAAAGCAAAAAAUAUACAGUGAGGUUCACGUUAUAAUGGCAGUGUAUGAUUAGUAAUGGUAUUGCUAUCCUUGUCUAUCAUUCACAAAGCGGAUAGCGCUAUCUCUUUCUCGCUUUGCUCUCUUGCCAGAUCGUCUUCUAACAAUGUAGAAUUAAUAAUUAACUAAAAAAAUAUUUCAUCGUUAUUAUGGAAAUUCAUUAUGAAAUUAUUGAAAAAUAUAAUUUCUUACAAAAUAAAAUAUAACUGAUUAUUUUAAACGAGAAUUAACCUUUAAUAUUACAUCAAUAAACCUGUAUCAGCUACUAUAAUACAAGGCAUUGACAAGACAGAGGAUCGGCUACGUUUUUCUCCUAUCUUUCUCCACUGCCAUUAUAACGUGGACCUCACUAUAGUGAGAUUAUGAUAUUUUGAGGAUGGAUUUUGUUUUGUUCAAGCAAAUCUUUUUUUUGUGAAAAUUUGCUUUGGUGAAAAUCCUAGAUCAAAUUUGGAAGUUUCCUAUUCUCUUAAGAAUUUUCAACACACUUAGCUAUGAAUCUAAUAUGUCAGAAUUUGACAUAUAAUCUUGUCCAUAUAUAAUUAUGUGUAGAUGAAUAUAUAUUUCUGCAAAAGUAAGGCAACAAAAUGAAAAUGAAAUAAAUUGUCUAAGCACUACAAUUCUAUUUCAUCUGAAGUAGUUGCGAAUAUUUUCUUGUGUCAUUGAAAUUCGCACUUUUCAAGUAUGUUCAUUAAUUCAACUACAAUUGGGGGACUGGAAUCUAAUGCCAAAUCAAACUAGGUGCUUCCAUUUCAUCAAAUUAAUUAUUUGUUCGUAAUCUAUUUAUAUUAUAAUACAUAUUUAUGUAAAUAUUUCAUUCACUUGAUUAACAUCUCAACCUUCAAUAUUAAGAGUAAAUUAUUGCUGAUACCAUACUUAUAUUGUUGAUUAUAUUUAAUAACUUACCGUACGCUUAGUACUCUCAUUUUUAGAUUAUUGACAUGAAAAAUUAAUUUAUAUUUGGAAGUUGUGAAUUUCAAUCGAAAAUCCAUCCAUAGUCUAGCACAAUUAAUAUAUAGGUCGCUAUAAUUAUUAUGAAUAUUGUUUUUGUUGAUAAUAAAUUGUUUCCCAACGCACAUAACAGCUAAGUCGAUAACAUUUGUCCAGAAAACUAUAUUGCAUUCGAUGUAUCGAAGAAUAUUCUUUCAUCUGUGUAAUAUGUAAUAUUUAUGAAAUGGAUGUCCGAUAGGUACUAUUCAAGAAAAGAGAAAUAUAUGACUUUUCGAUUUAAAUCUAAAAAUAAUAUCCUAGUUUAUUAUUAAUAAUUUGUGUUUCUGCUCUCAUGCACUGAACGUAACAACCACAAAGUGGACUUAGUGUUAUUAGUUGAUGGAAUAGCCUACUUGUAAUUCAUUGAUUGAUAAAUAUCAGAGAAUUUAUCAAAUAUAAUAAUUUCAUGGUUAAUAGCAGUGUUACAUUGUAUGUUUCUAUUUCUAAAUAUUAGCUGGAUAAGUUACCAAUUAUUUAUUCCAAACCCUAUCAAUUUAAUAUAGUUACCUAUUAUUCAUGAUCCUCCUAGUGACGCAGAAAUCAAGAUUUUGUUUCAGCUUGCUUGAUUUGUGAUUUAAUUAUCUUUGUCAACGGUGCCUACAGUUACUCCAUUUUUUAAUAAAUUCUUCAAUCUAGUUCUGUGUU